AUGACAUCUCUACGGCCCCCACAGUCCGCACUGUAUCCAAUCAUUGCGCUGGACACCUUCCUGCAACAGCAACAACAACUAGGAGACGAAGAGUCCAAUGACACGGCCAUUCUCGAGCGAAAAAUGCUGACACUUCGCGUGGCCGACUCGUUGUUUGGAGCAUCUCUGUUGGAAGGUGCUCUGACCACGUUGGAAUCGGACUCGAUUACCGAAAUUCAAGCAGUCACUUCCCGACGACGCAUGUUUGUCUUGACCAAAAAGCAGCAACGACGACGAAGAUCCGAACAAGAAGAACCCAGCAAGUACUUUUGUCUCCUUCCGGUACCAGUAGUCAGCCCAAAGAAUGACAGCGUGACGAACAAGAGCAAGGGAUUUUUGUUUUGCAGUUGUCGGGCCUAUUUUGAAAAGACAAAGUCCACCACAAUGAACAGUCCCCAAGCUUCUACCUCCUACAUGGUCUGCAAACAUUUGCUGGCACUCAAGCUGCGGCCAGCUCUCCUGUCAUCCUCUGGUGAGGGUUGUCGGUACCAAAAGACCGAGACAGCUACGGAAGAACAGUUUAGUGAGCAAGUGUUGAAACUGUUAUUGGGUGGUGAUGGAGAAUGUAUUGGCAUACAGUAG
Molecule: messenger RNA, 621 nt
Organism: Seminavis robusta
Lineage: Eukaryota; Bacillariophyta; Bacillariophyceae; Naviculales; Naviculaceae
Source: the annotation of a GenBank genome assembly